Molecule: messenger RNA, 2171 nt
Organism: Salarias fasciatus (jewelled blenny)
Lineage: Eukaryota; Metazoa; Chordata; Actinopteri; Blenniiformes; Blenniidae
Gene: ankmy2a
Product: ankyrin repeat and MYND domain containing 2a
Exons: 10
Coding region: 125-1399 (424 amino acids)
Molecular function (GO): protein binding
Source: RefSeq, a predicted model, not a curated record
CCAAGCUAACCUUCAUGCCCGAGCAGCAGGAGGCUGACAGCAUCACGGAAAGCGAAGCUUUAACCUACAACUUGGUCGGUUAUCUGCGUCUUCAUAACUUCAUUUGCAUUAGUUGUUCAUCAACAUGUCUGCACCUAAGAGGGGAGACUUGUCGUCAAGUGAGAAGGAGUUGUUCGAGGUUAUUACUGCAGGAAAUGUGCAGGAGGCCUCCAGGCUGCUUGGCUGCAAGGAUGUGAGAGUCAACUGUUUGGAUGAGUAUGGGAUGACUCCUCUCAUGCACGCCGCUUACAAAGGAAAAGCAGACAUGUGCAAGCUGCUGCUGCAGCACGGGGCCGACGUGAACUGUAAUGAGCACGAGCACGGAUACACGGCGCUGAUGUUUGCCGGCCUGUCAGGGAAGACUGACAUCACAUGGAUGAUGUUGGAUGCAGGGGCCGAAACAGACUUGGUUAACUCUGUUGGGAGGACUGCAGCACAGAUGGCUGCCUUUGUUGGGCAACACGAUUGUGUCACAGUGAUCAACAACUUCUUCUCCCGAGCCCGACUGGAUUAUUACACUAAACCCCAGGGUUUGGAGAAGGAGCCGAAGCUGCCUCCCAAACUGGCCGGACCCCUGCACAAAAUCAUCAUGAGCACAAACCUGAACCCUGUCAAGAUGGUCAUGCUGGUGAAGGACAACCCUUUACUGGCCGAGGCGGCGGCUCUGGAUAAAUGCCGGCGGGUGAUGGAGCUCAUCUGUGAGAAGUGCAUCAAGCAGCAGGAUAUGAACGAGGUGCUGGCCAUGAAGAUGCACUACAUCAGCUGCUUGUUGGGAAAAUGUUCCUCAUUCCUCAAGGACCGCGAGGACAAGCUGGACGGCCUCAUAAAGAGUUUGCUGAAAGGUCGAGACAGCGACGGUUUCCCCGUGUAUCAGGAGAAGUUCAUCCGGGAGUGCAUCCGCAAGUUCCCGUACUGCGACGCCACGCUGCUGCAGCAGCUGGUGCGAAGUAUCGCUCCUGUGGACAUUGGAAAUGACCCCACAGCUUUGUCGGUGCUGACUCAGGCCAUCACGGGACAGGUGGGCUUCAUGGACGCCGAGUUCUGCACCUCGUGUGGAGAAAAGGGAGCCGAGAAAAGAUGCUCCAUCUGUAAAAUGGUGAUUUACUGCAACCAGGCCUGCCAGAAAAUGCACUGGUUCACUCACAAGAAAGUGUGUAAGACGCUGCAGGAGCAGAGAGAGAAGCAGGAAGCAGAAACAGCCAAGCUGAGGAUGCAGCAGAGCAAAGAGGAGAGUGAAGCCGUCCAGCAGGCUGCGGACUCCCUGCAGGAGCUCUCUAUGGGCACCAGUGGAGAGGUCGCCUCCUCAGACUCUGCAGCAGAGGCUUCGAGCCCAUCCUCCAUCCCAGCUGCUGACAACUGAGCAACCUCUGUCAGCCUCUUCCUCCAGCGUACGUUCACACACCAGACUGAAAGCAAAACAAGGACCCGAGACUCCAAUAACAUAUUUAUUAAUACCCAGAGUCCCUGAACGCAGCAGGGGAGACGGCCAUCCAAAGGAUAUGUGUUCCACAGCAGACAUCUGUUUUGCUUUUAGUUUCUCUGUUUCCAUAAGUUGUUUGAGACGUCGUCGCACCUGAAUGUCACUGGUGAGCAGGCUGCCGCGUUUCCUCGCAGGCUUUGUGGCGACCAUGCGAAGAGCUAACGGUUCUCAUCCACGAUGGAACGAAAUUCUGCCUUAAACUGUAGCAAACUGUGCGGAGGGACAGACCGAAGAGAUUGUGUCGUGUGUUUGCAAUCUACUCGAUGUGUUUUCAGGACGUCCGUUUUCUUUUUAUUGUUUGUACUGAUAACCACGCGGUAGCUGGGGAGUGCGUAGCUCGGCUGCACAAUGUUGACCAAAUAUGUAUAUUUUUUAAAGAUGAGUGACGUGAACCGUUUAUUUUUAAUGUAUUGUGAGACGUGUUAAUGCUCAGGAGUUUUCGCCAUAAAAUCCAGCAUCCCUUGUGAAAGUUUUUUCUUAGAUACAGCACAAUGUCGCCUUGUCAAGGGAAAAAAAAAUCAUUUAAUGUGCAGCUUGAAUGGACGAGUGGAGUUAUCAUGUGCAGUCAUGUCCUGAAGACUUUCGAUAUGUCUUAAUUACAUUAAAUAAAGACCAAUUUCUCUGUUCACAUCUUGUAGCUUAAAAUGAGCCU